Messenger RNA from Lolium perenne, 3448 nucleotides. The record is from RefSeq and is a predicted model, not a curated record. Lineage: Eukaryota; Viridiplantae; Streptophyta; Magnoliopsida; Poales; Poaceae.
GCGCCGCCGGCGUCGUCGCGCCUCUGUGCGGGAAAGUGAGGGCAAGCUCCACCCCCGUUGCGUCGCUGCGAGGCACGCAUGGCGACCUCCGCCCCCGUCCCGCUCCGGCGAACUCCGCCCCAUCUUCAUCUUGCUCGGCGGCGUCGAGGCCCGCGGUGCUCAUUUUGGCUCCGGCGACUUCUAGCUGGGAUGAAAAAAAAAAGGAGGCGGCGGCGCCGGGAGUCUCCAGCGGAGGUCGACGGCGGAACGGAGCUAGGCGAGCUCCAAUCCGGCGGGGAGGAUGAAGGUAUCCAUGGGAAAAGCAGUCAGAGAGGAAGCAGGGAGAGAGAAGAUAUAUCUGCUUUUUUUGUAUCACUGACAAAUGGACCACGAACGGACAUGCGCGGAUGGAAAGGACGUCCACGCUCGUCCGGCUCGCCCCAAAAGUCGCGCAAAUUUGGUGGAGGUUUGGGUCCUGCCGGACUUCGCGGACCGUCCGUUUUGCAUUUGGGACCGCGCGUUGGGACAGGUUUUUACCGUAACGGACGCACGCGGACGUUUUGCGUACCCGCGCUGGAGAUGCCCUAAACACCGGGCAGACAGCACGUCCUCGGUCGGAGCUUAGGAAGAGUCCUGGGUCUUGGCCCAUUUGGUUGGUGGGAUUGAUCAAAAGAGGAGCCCAGCACAGCCCAUCUGAGUGCUUUCUCCCCGCACCAAAAGUCCAAAACCCUCUGCGUCCCCUGCUCCCCGGCCGCCGUACGGACUGCGACGACCAGCCCCUCCUUGCUGAGGCCAACGCCAACGCCGCUUGGGAGCUCCACAUGGCAGAGACAGAGGUGCGUAGAGAACAAAGAAAGCAUUCGCUCCUCCCUUAUUUUGCCCUCCGUCGCCAUUGCAAGAGAACCACCUUACCUGUCAUGACCCCGCGCAACUUCUGCUGUCUUUGUUCUUGGCGCGUAUGGUGUUUGGAUGCUCGUAUGGUGUUCGGAUGCACGUAAGGUGUUCGACCCAUGUCCUGGUCCGGCAGUGCACACGGUGAUUGAUUGUGUGGUACCUGGCACGUUCGGGCAGGGAUUUCCCUAUGGCGAACGGGAUCUACCUUGAUUCACUUGUUAUCACUUGUAUUGCACCCUCCGAGGAGUGAAGUUUCAGUUUCUGAAACUCAUUUCCUUUUCGUUUGCUGGUUGCUUGACAGUGUUGAAUAUUUGGCACCUGCGUGACAAAGCUUCCAUCAUUUUCAAUCACUGCUACACAAUACAAUUUUGAAUUCUUGAGACUCAUUAACUGCGUAAUGUUUUUUUUUCGAAAACAAGGCAAAACUAGUUGCAUACAUGAAAUGGAUGGUCUGUUUUAUUUUGCAGGAAGCGCAGGGCGUGGACAGGCUCACAUUGCUGACUGAUGACAUCCUAUUGUCUAUCCUGGGGAGAGUCGACCAUGCCGUGGCAGCAAGGACCAGUGUGCUGUCGAAGCGGUGGAGGAACCUUCCUUGGUUGCUCCCUGAGCUCAGCCUCCAUGUCAGGGAUUUCCUGCCUGCCCCAAGCCCGGACCUCAUUGAGGCGCAGCACAUGAGUCGAGCAAUGGCCUCUCUAACUAAAUCAACCAGUAGCUUGUUGGGUAACCGCCGCAGCGACCGCACCAUCACAAGACUUUCCCUUCAGCUCUACAUGACCGGCAACCGCUCGCGUGAUAUUGGGCUGCUAGUCAGCGACGCCAUCAACAGAGAGAUGGUAAAAGAGCUGCACCUUGCAAUUGUUGAUGAGAAGGGGCUUAAUGACUGCGAAAAUGAGGAUAUGCUGAGGCGGGCUCUGAGGGUUGACGGGUUUUUUGGCGCAUAUCCUAGUGUGCUUCGUUGCCUCACGAGGCUCCAUCUGGUCAAUGCCCGCUUUGCUAAACCAGAUUUACAUCACUCACUGUUUGACUGUGGCAGGCAACUGCAGCACCUUAGUAUCGAAAAUUGUGAUACUGGGGACUGUUCGGUAUGGCAGAUAGAUGCGCCAGAUUCAAAACUCAGAAUUCCUGAAAUCUACUUUCCCUGCUGGCAAAGAGUUGAGGUGUUCUGCCUUCCAAAACUAGAGAGGCUAUCUUGGGAGGGUUGGUGGUAUUUCCAUGCCCCCUUGCUUUUUGGUUCUGUCCCAGCUCUUAAGGAAUUGUACCUCUUAAAUCCGGCAACUCCUAAUCAAAGGGGCUUUAGUUUAGCGGAGGUACUGCAUGGAACGACAAAUGUAAAUACUCUGGCAUUAAACUUCCAAGGGGAAAAGCUUUGGAUACAGCCAGAAGGGAAGCAACUCCGGGAUGCAUUCAGCAAGCUCAGGAAGUUGUGUAUUCAUGGCAUCUAUGUUGAAUUUGACCUGUUCUGGACAAUGAAUCUCCUUGAAGCUGCUCCAUCUAUUGAGACAUUUGAUGUCGAGGUAUACGAACAUCCCUGUGAAGAUGUUACAGAAGGAUGAAUAGUAACUUUCGGUGACAGAGUGAAACCAUCAUGGGAGAUGCCUCGGUUCACAAGCUCUGGUAAGUGGCAAUUGAAAGAACUCCUAUUUGUUGGUUUUAGGCCCAGUCUGGAGCAACAUACCUUGUUUAUUCGUGCUGUCAUGGAUCGAGCUCCGAACUUGAAGACGGUUCUUAUCAAAGACUACAAAGAGUCAUGUCAAAGUUGUGAGGCCUUGGUUCCAAGGCCUUCUCCGACAGGAGGCACCUUUCCAAGAGACAAGGCUGAGCAAGAAACGGUUGUCAACCAACUUAGAGACAGGGCCUGUUGGUCCUCCCCACAGAUAAUAUUUAGCAGCGGUUAUUUGAUUUGUGGCACUUACUGAAAUCUGAAUGAUUUUCUUUUUGUUGUAUGUUGAACCGAGUUCAUUUUGUUAUUUCCUCGUCCUAUUGGCAGCUUGUCUUCACAUUCUGCAAACAAAAGCAGAAAAUUUAACAGUUGACUUUUUUUGGUGAAGCAUGGCUUCAACCUGUGUUGCCAUGGCCGGAAUGGAUUGACAUGCUUCACAGCGAAAUCUUAUCACUCGCCCGUGGUGCUGAAUACAGAGCAGGUGGAUGGGAGAUGCAAAGCCACAUUUUUGCGGUGUAUCUUUUAAAUUUUCCUUUUAAAUAGAUUUCUCAGUGUUGUUUCUCAAAGCUGGGAUUGAAUUCAGAGUUCAAAGUUUAUGCCAUGAUGACCCAUUUGUUUCAAUAGUUUCGAAAAAGAAACUGAAUUAUCAUGAUUGUUUGGGAAAUUCAAUUCGGCACAUGGGAGCAUAUGCUCCUGCCACCGAAAAAAUAUUUUGAAAUGUUCAAAAAAUUCGAACAAAUUUUUUCUCUCUUACGUAUCAACAUUUUCCGUGCGCACAUCAAGUCUUGCGAAAAAUCGACAUUUUUUAUGACUUGUGUGAAAAAGACAAACAAAACGUCUUGUACAUAACCUUUUUUACAUAAAAAUUUGUCUUUUUUACGGAUGACACUCAAAAUGUCGUUUUUCUGUGAAACC